Messenger RNA from Daucus carota subsp. sativus, 555 nucleotides. Its product is annotated as putative F-box protein At3g16210. Lineage: Eukaryota; Viridiplantae; Streptophyta; Magnoliopsida; Apiales; Apiaceae. The transcript has a single exon. The coding region runs from base 1 to 555 and encodes 184 amino acids. Gene Ontology annotation, molecular function: protein binding. The record is from RefSeq and is a predicted model, not a curated record.
AUGUCUGCAAUAUCGUUUGAUGAUCUUCCUCCUGAAACAAUCAUCGAAAUCCUCUUAAGACUGCCUGUGAAAGACCUUGUGAGGUCAACUUCAGUCAACAAAACAUGGUACUCUCUUAUUAACGACCCCUCGUUCAUUUCUUCUCAAAUCUCUCGUUCUAUUUGUCAUUCUCAUGAUAAUGCUUUGCUUAUCAUCCCUCCUUCCACCUCUCGCCAAAAGGACAACUCUUUAUUCUCUGCGGAUACUUCCAGUACCCUUAUCGAAAAAUUCGAUAUUCCUUUUGAGACCAAGACUCGUACUUUGAAAUUAAUUGCUCAGGUUCAUGGAAUGCUUUUAGUUACUGAUUUACAUACGGAUUAUGCUUCCAGGGAGUUGUAUCUUUGGAAUCCGUAUGUAAAGCGACAUAGAGUACUUGUUUCGAGUUGUUAUAAGAAGCAUUUGGAUAACCUCGAAACGACGUGUGCUUUGGUGGGGAUGGGUUUUGAUAAGGUCAUGAAUGAUUACAAACACUACAAGGAAAACAGCAUUAGACAACGGUUUUUGCCCGUUGUCUGA